AGCAGAACCCUCGGCAUAAGGGAAGGUACGGCGUAGCGGAGACUGGUUACCGGUAUUGGUAAAGAAAGAAUUUUGAUUAAAAAAAUCCCACAAGUGUGCGAAUAUGGGCUCCCUGGAAUCCAAGAAUAAGAACGCUGACACUGCCGUCAGUAAGGAGGCAGAACAACAGGAAAAUGGCCACGUGAAAACCAACGGGGAUGCCCCUCCAAAGCAGAACGGAGAUUCUACUCCAACGAAUGGCUCCGCGGAGCCUGUCCCAGAAGCAGAGGGGUCUGCGGAGGCCAUCGAAUCGGCCCCUCCGGCUAAUGGUGAGGCUAAAGAAGAGGAACCCCCAGGAAAGCAAACCAAGAAGAAGAUGGUGUUCUCAUUCAAGAAGCAAUUCAAGCUUCCUUUCCGUAAUAACAAGACCAAGAAGGAGGCUUCAGAAGAGCCCCCUGCUGGAGAGGAGGCAGGGUCUCCUAAAGAAGAGGAAGCUGCCCCCGCUGAAGAGAUAAAGGAUGAGUCUGUGGAGGCAGAGUCUGCCCCCAACCAGGAGAGCCCCAAACCUGAAGCAGAAGUGCCAUCUAAUGAUGAUGAUGAUGCCCAACCCGAGCCAGCUGUGGAGAUUGCAGAAGAGACACCCAAACCCGCGGAGUCUGAGCCCAGCACAGAACAGCCCGAUGAGCCUCCAAAGGAGGAGUAGCGGAAACGUGUCCCACAACAAAGACUUUGUGCAUUGAGCCGCCCAUUUACCUCUGUCCCUUCACUCACUACAAUCCCGGGGUUCUGUAUCUACCCUGUAGUGGGUGUGUACAGACCUGUAUUAUGUGCCAAACGUUGCCUUCCUGCCCCUCUGUUGAACCCCUUCACUAGAGUUGUCCUUCUGAUGUGAAGCCAGAAGCUCAUAUGCUGUCCUCCUAGUGCAGACCCAUUGAACUGCAUGGUACAGACUGCACUUCUCCAUCCCUAUUUUAACUGAAACUUUUUUUUCUCUAAAGGGAGAUCUCCUAGCUGGGUGGGUGAGAGGAGGUUACUGCACAUGAGAAUCUGCUUUUAAAAUCCUGCUGGACUCCUGACUUCUGUUCUAGCGGAGCUUUGCCCCUUCGAAGUGGCUCCUAAACUCUGCUGUUCAGAGGCAAACUUCCCUUGUGUGUGCAUUGUUUCCCCUGAUUUGGCAUGUAUGAUCAGCUUUUGUGAUGCUGCACCAGGAGGGGUGGGUUUGCCCUGGUCUGGUGCUUGCUGUUGUGAAUUGAGAGAAUUGGUUUAUUUUUGUAAAUACAUUUUCCCUCUGUUAUGUGUUUUUUGUCACUUUCCCCAAGUCUUUCUGGUUGUUCCAUUGUAAUGUUUUAAAAAUAAAUUAACCUCUUUAUACCAA
This is a messenger RNA of Spea bombifrons (plains spadefoot toad), 1354 nucleotides long. It is a transcript of the gene MARCKSL1, whose product is annotated as MARCKS like 1. The record is from RefSeq and is a predicted model, not a curated record. NCBI's taxonomy places the organism in Eukaryota, Metazoa, Chordata, Amphibia, Anura, Pelobatidae. Gene Ontology annotation, molecular function: actin filament binding; calmodulin binding. Gene Ontology annotation, cellular component: plasma membrane; cytoplasm. The transcript is spliced from 2 exons. Gene Ontology annotation, biological process: central nervous system development; actin filament organization. Bases 104 to 682 code for a protein of 192 amino acids.